AUGCCUCCAAAACGCUCAAAAGGUGUAACAUUUAAACUCGUCCACCAGCCAUAUGAUGACGCGGAGAACACCGGAGGGCGUAAAGCCAUAAUGGUGGAAGAGCGAAUAGUGCGUCAGCAUUUACCGGCAUCGGGUUCAGGACGCGGACGCCGUCAGCGGGAUGAUGAUGACAGCUUUUGUGAUGAUGGAGGAGCCUCUAUGUCAACUGUAAGUCGUUGGGCACAAGAAUGGGAUGAGACAUCGGCACCAACUGAACGUAACGCAGGAAUGUUAGAAGGUGAAGAGGAUUACUUAAAUAGGCACAACUUUCUUUUGGCACAGGACCCUGAUGAUGAUGAUGAUAAUAAUAAUAAUAAUAAAAAUAAAAAUGAUGAAUGUGCUGAUGAUGGCGGCUAUGAGGAUAUUAGUGAUAAUGACGGUGGUGCAUGUGAAGGAGUUACUAAGAAGUCUAGAAGUGAAGCCGCUGACGGUGAGGAGGAAAGUAGUGACGAUAAAUUGUUUGAUGACCAGGAGGAAGGUGAAGUAACGGAUGAGUUUCUGAGACAGUUGGUUUUUGGCGGAGAAGACGAUGAUUUGGAUGUUGACAGGCGCCGAUGUGGUGAUGAUGAUGAUGAUGAUGAUGACGGCAAUGAUGACGGAAGUACAAACCGUGACAACGUCCCGGCAAGUUUUGUGCCACAUGACACGACACGGCGUGCGAUUGACCGCCAGUUCACACAACUGAUGCGUGAGUUCACCGUUGAUGAGAGGUUAAAUGACGCUUAUACCGAUGACCCGCGGACGCAAGGUGCGCUAGACGCUGACCAGUACCUCCGCGCUAUGGAAGAGUUUGUCGUUGAGCGUGCCGGUAUUGAUUAUAGAACUGCUGAGCCAAUGCGAAAUAAGGGCCUUAUUCACCAGCUAAAGAGCAUGGCAUACGGCGUUCCAACCGACAUGACGGCUUCGGGUGAUGUAAUCACAACGACAAUUUUGCCUGACAAAAAAAUACGUUUCGCAACGGAAUUUAAACGGGAGACAGAGGAGAUCCGGAGAGCCGCUCGGGAGCGUAUAUUGCGCCGUCAGGCUGAGGCUCAGAAGAACGCUGCGGACGGUGAAGUGAAAAUAGGUCAUGAUAGCAUGGGCGCUAGUGAAGAAAUGGAUGAUGAUUGUAAUCACGAUGAUGGCACAUUUCAGGUGAGGAAUGCUGCAAAAGCGAAUAACUCAUCAGAAUGUGGCAGCGAGUCGCAGGAGGAGGAGGAGGAGGGGGAAACAUAUGUUGUGCGGAGGAUCGUAGAUAAGUCCAACCGCCUUGAUUGCGAGACAGUUUUAUCAACUUACUCCACGUACUUCAAUCAACCUAACGUCAUACGGGCCCCAGACGCGGGAAAGAAGCGGAAGGGUAAAAAAGUUACUCAACCGCACCGUGACAAUAAUGAGGGUGAUGACAUGUCGCAGGAGGUGCCGGACUUGAGCACGUCGGUGUUGUCCUUAGCGAAAGGAAAGAAUGAAUCGAAGGAGGAGAAAAAGAUGCGAAAGCAGUUGGUAAAGGAUCUGAAGCGCGAACGCCGUGGGAAGAAGAAGGAACUUCGACAAGUGUACAAGACAAUGGAGGCUGAAGAAGCCCGCCGUGUGAAGGAGUCGCAAACGGCGAGGAAGACAUUGUCCUUCUUGUAA
Messenger RNA from Trypanosoma brucei brucei TREU927, 1653 nucleotides. RefSeq lists its product as hypothetical. The transcript has a single exon. Gene Ontology annotation, cellular component: nucleus; preribosome, small subunit precursor; cytosol. Gene Ontology annotation, biological process: ribosomal small subunit biogenesis; ribosomal small subunit export from nucleus. Lineage: Eukaryota; Euglenozoa; Kinetoplastea; Trypanosomatida; Trypanosomatidae. The record is from RefSeq and is a predicted model, not a curated record. The coding region runs from base 1 to 1653 and encodes 550 amino acids.